Microstroma glucosiphilum is the source of this 2990-nucleotide messenger RNA. RefSeq lists its product as hypothetical. The record is from RefSeq and is a predicted model, not a curated record. Bases 483 to 2795 code for a protein of 770 amino acids. The transcript has a single exon. NCBI's taxonomy places the organism in Eukaryota, Fungi, Basidiomycota, Exobasidiomycetes, Microstromatales, Microstromataceae.
UGCUGCCAUGGCCGUGCGGGGGCCCUUGUUUGGGAGAGCAACACCCACAUGCCUCGUACUCCGCUCAUCAUUCCUCCCGCGUAUGCACGACGGACAAAUGGCGGCGCCGGUUGAGCAUCCACUCAUUCUCUUCGUCACGACCCCUCUGCUCUUCGCCAUCACCUUUUAGCUUGUGCUUCUGUCUAGAUACCCCUCCAUCAAACAUCCCAUCAUACCCACGCUACGUCUCUGCUCUACAGACAGCCCUCAGAGGGCCCUCCUCAGGACGGCAAGCAAGUGCAACACUCGACUCGGCAAUUGCUCCAGGGCUCAUUUAUAGCCACACACCGUCACUACUCACAACAGAGCCUCGACACCGUCUGUGUCCUUGGCAAUUCAUCUCCCCCUCGUCCUCUGCUUGCGUCUUCGAUCGUCGAACUUGUAUACCGUUGAAAGCAUACCACCACGCAAACCCGCACACACACAACCUCACCUUGGUCAACAUGGUGUCUGUGUCUCGCCCCGCUCCGAAGACACGCCGAUCCCUCUUCUCCUUGAAGAAAGCAGCAGCCAGUCAGGAUAUCCCUAGCGUGGACAAGACAGCGGCUCCGGCACCAGCAAUUGCAUCGGAGGCUGCUCAAGCUGCCUCGUCCAGCUCCCGGCCGCCCUUGGUCACUCAAGGCUCUAGCUCGUCUUGGAUCGAAGACUCUUCCCCUCCCUCCUCGCCGCCGGCCAAGUCAAGGCAGUCGAGCGAACGCAAAGGUCAGGUGGCCUCCACCCCGUCUCCAGCCUCUGCCGCUUUCAAGUUCCCAGCACUAAGGACCAGCCGAGUUGCUGGAUCAUCCCAUGUGCCGGCAAAGGCAGCCUUGACGACAGGCUCAUCACCCAGACGACCUCGCUCGCGUAGCUCGCCAGCGGAUCGCGCCCUAGCACGUCUGGACAAGCACAGCAAGAAUCGCUCCCACUUUAGCAUUCCCGAUGUUAUGGUCACUGCUGCCGAGGAAGAUGGAGAGGAAGUCUACUUUGAAGUCGAGGUGCCAGCCGAUGACAGGAGGAUGAAGCUGCACACAGAUGCUGUUGCAGGUGAAUUGGAGGGUCAGAGCCAAGGCAAUGGAUACGAGGGGGCGGGGCUGGAUGUCGAACAACCACCGCGCAAAUCGCUGGGCGGUAAGAUGAUGCCCUUUUUGCGAAGAGAGUCUUCCGAGAGGGACGAGGUGAGAGGUGUUGUCAUUACCACUUCUCAGGCUUCGAGUGGUCCGGCUGCACGCGCACCCAAAAAGGCCAUCUCUGGCAUCUUUGGCAAGAAGGAGAAGAAUGUUGAAACGGCCGUCCCAGUUGCUAGCAAACCUGCAGAAGAGACGGUGGCACAGAGAAGUAAUUCGCCAUACGGGCAUCCUGGCUCUGCAUUCGACUCUUCCGGGUCUCUGCCGCUCUUGUCCUCCAAGGACUCGCUGCCUUCAUCAUCGACUUCGAGCCAUUUCCCUCGAACACCGCCAGCCAGCGAGAGCACGUUUCCAGAGGGCAUCUCGGGCAAGAAGGUGGUGCCGGUGGCAUCUGCAGUCUCAAGUGUUACCACGGCGGACGUCGCAGCGAGCAAGAAGCAGCGCAAGGCGAAUCAAAAAGAGGAGCUAGCGCUGAUCAAGGAGCUGGCCAGGAUUGACAAGAUGGUCCGCGAGCACGAUGCCAAGGCAAAGAAGGAAGCUCCCGUCAGUGCACCAGUAAAGACGCCCUCGAGGAUGAUGACGAUCUUUGCGGCGAGGAAGAAGGGGCCGGCGCCGGCCAGGAAGGUUAGCAUGGUCAAACGCAGCGCCAGUGUUGCUGGACGGGAGCGCAGAGUGAGCGCUCAGCACAGUCAGAGCAACAAGGGUGGCGCCUCAGUAUCGUCGACCAAGGCACCCGCUGCCCCGAACAAUGGCCCUGCAAAUCGCAGCGCAGCUGGACCAUCUGCGCAACCGGCUGCUCGCAGCUCUCUCGACGGAGGCGAGCGCAGCGAUGACAGUGAAGACCGCCCUUCCUUUUCUGGCAAAGAAUGGUCUGCAGACCUCCCCACUACUGCAUUGAGCAGUCUAGCAGGCAAGUCGGGAAUCCGAUACCCGGGUCUCUCGACGGACGACACGCUCGACUUUACGCUCUCCUCCGACAGUGAGCUCCCUGUAGGCGUGACACUGCCGAGGGAGGACUCGGCGGUGAUUCCUCUCGCGGCAGUCGCAGAUGAAUGCAACGGUGAAGAGGGUGAGGAGGUGGAGAGCAUCUCACCUUCAUCGACGUGGAGCGAGAAACUCGAUGGACAGGAAGGCGAGAACCACCAGCCGCUGCAGCAGGAAGAAACGAUCAGCAAGUCAUCAGAGAGCCCGCCCGUAGAGUCUGGCUCAGCCGCCUCGCCCACGCCCCUGACAAGACAAGUGUCGCCUCCAGAGGCCGCGUCUACGCUCCCUCCACGUCCCCCUCGCCGGCAGAAUUCUGCGCCAGCUGGCGACGUGCCACGCAACGACGCUAGUGCCAGCCGUCCUGUCCCUCUGCAGUCCCUAUCGAUGAACAAGAUGCAUGGCCCAUCCUCCAGCGCCAAGGCCAACGCCAACGCCACUGCCGCUGCUGUCGCGGUACAAACAAUGAGCUUCAAGCCCGGUCAGAUUAUACCAGAUACCCUUCCGAGUACUUCGGGAACUCGAUGUGAUUCGCCUUCGCUGAGGUAUGCGAGCAAGAUGGCCAAUGGAACCGGGAGUGGGGGUGGGCCGGAAGAGUUUACACCUUUCAGGGCGGCUAUGAUGGUUGCUGGCCCGUCGUUUGUGGCUGAUCGGACGGGUCAGCGGAUGUGAGUGAAGCGGGCGAGAGGGACACGAGCCAUUGGCGUAAGAGUUCCACCCCUGCUCUCUGUCUGUCCCUUGCGUCCUUCCUUUCCCUGCCUUCUACCUCUAUUGCCGCGCCGCGAGACCCGAUAUUCCUGCUUCCUUGCAUGUUCUUGUACAACAGCUUUGCUUUCAGUGUACCUAUGCCAUUAUUGAUCUUCUUGU